This is a messenger RNA of Protopolystoma xenopodis, 189 nucleotides long. The record is from the annotation of a GenBank genome assembly. NCBI's taxonomy places the organism in Eukaryota, Metazoa, Platyhelminthes, Monogenea, Polystomatidea, Polystomatidae.
AUGGCAGACUGGCUUGUUAUCCUUUUUCGAGCCGUUUUGUCCGUAUUUGUCGUCUCGUGGGUGGAGAUUUGUUUACCAAGACACGAAUCCUACCGGUGGGCUCCAUCUCUCGUCUUCCUCUCCACAGUCUACCGGCUUCUGCCAGUUUACGCCUCUUUCUGGCGCCAACUGGACCCGCUCAUGUUGACA